This is a messenger RNA of Ilyonectria robusta, 1006 nucleotides long. Its product is annotated as leucine-rich repeat-domain-containing protein. The transcript is spliced from 5 exons. The record is from RefSeq and is a predicted model, not a curated record. Gene Ontology annotation, cellular component: U2 snRNP. Gene Ontology annotation, biological process: mRNA splicing, via spliceosome. Lineage: Eukaryota; Fungi; Ascomycota; Sordariomycetes; Hypocreales; Nectriaceae. Bases 221 to 949 code for a protein of 242 amino acids. Gene Ontology annotation, molecular function: protein binding; U2 snRNA binding.
CUCAACGUGGCGCAGGCACCUUGGCCCGCAUUCACACUCCAAAAUUUCCCCUCCGCCUCGUCGAGCUCAUCAGCCUCGCCAUCACAACUCAACGACCCGCCAAAAAUCCCACCCACCAACAGCCCGCCCACGACAGGAAAUUGCCCGAGCCGACAGACAGCGUCCCCCAGCAAACCCCCAAGCUGUAAAUUGACCCCGAGGUAACGGUCCUUGCUCCAAGAUGCGGCUCACCGCCGACCUCAUCCGGGAUUCCCUGUCCUAUCUCAAUCCUCUCAAGGAACGAGAGCUUGAUCUCCGAGGACACCGAAUCCCCGCGAUUGAGAACUUGGGUGUCGCUGGCCCUCACGAUGCCAUCGACUUCACCGACAACGAUAUCCAGGUCCUGGGAAACGUCCCUCUAUCCCCUCGGAUAACGACCCUCCUGCUGGCGCGCAACCGCGUCGCGAGCAUCCAGCCCACACUGGCCAAGGCCAUUCCCAACCUGACGAACUUGGUCCUGGCGUCGAAUAACCUGGCGGAGCUGGCAGAUCUGGAUACGUUAGCAACAUUCCCACGGUUGACGCACCUCGUGCUGGUCGAUAACCCGGUCGCCAAGAAGGAACAUUAUCGAUACUGGGUUCUCUGGCGGUGCCCUUCUGUGAGGUUCCUGGACUACCAGAAAGUCAAGGAGGCCGAGAGAGAGAAGGGGCGGGAGCUUUUUGGAACCGUGGAGGAGCCUACUGUGUUGGCCUCUAAGAUCAUGGGUAUCAAGACUACAACCUUUGAUGCCUCCAGCGGCUCAGACGCGCCCUCGAAAUUGUCGAGAAUAAAACUCACGGAUGCGGAGAAGAAGCGCUUGCAAGAACGGAUCAAGAAGGCGACCAGCCUGCAGGAAAUUAUUGCGCUGGAGAAGGAGCUGAACGAGGGACGGCUCCCGUCUGGAAUUCAAGGGGAUCCCAUGGAGGAAUAAGGAAUCGAUAUCUGCAAGGUUCACGUUUCACGGUUGUCUCAUUGCCUGGUCUCGGGG